GCAGUUGCAUUGAGCCUGGGAUGGGAAGUAGGAAGUGCUGUGCUCAAGCUUCCUGUAUAAAUAAAUGCAGCUUUCCCACAGCUACUGCAUGCAAGCUGUGGCGUGCUUUUAAGAUAUAAUGGCAGCGUGCUCCUAAUAGCAGGGAGGGGAUUAGCUAUCAGAGUGGCGAAGGGAGCGGGAGGCAAGUCCUGCUGCGGUCCUAAAAAGUGCACAGCUGUCAGACAGACGGAGGGGAGGAAGGGUGUGUGAGAGGGAUCUGCCUCUGCCUCUGAUUGCGAGCUACAGUGGUUGUGACAUUAUGAUUCUUGGGAGCGCUGAAGUGUGAGUGAAGCUAUUGAAAAGUCAAACAGCUGGGAGCGAAGACUGCUCUGCUUUCAAGGCAGAGUGGACAGUUGGGAAGAGGAUGGGCUCUGCUGGGAAGGCUUGCCCCCUCACCAUGACAGCUGACAAGUCAGGAGCUGGAGACUUGGCUCUGGAGCCGCUGCUCACUUGCAAGCUAUGUCUCUGUGAAUAUUCCCUGGAUAAGAUGACCACUCUUCAGGAAUGCAGCUGCAUCUUUUGUACAUCGUGCCUAAAACAGUACAUGCAGCUGGCAAUUCAAGAAGGUUGUGGAUCUCCUAUCACUUGUCCAGACAUGGUAUGCUUGAACCAUGGGACCCUACAAGAAGCAGAGAUUGCCUGUUUGGUGCCUGUUGACCAGUUUCAGUUAUACAAGAGGCUGAAGUUUGAACGCGAAGUCCACUUGGACCCCGAGAGAACAUGGUGCCCUGCGGCUGACUGCCAGACGGUGUGCUACAUUGGGCCGAGCGAGCCAGGAGUGCCGGUGCCGGUGGAGUGUCCGGCUUGCCACCUGACGUUCUGCUCCUCUUGCAAGGAGACAUGGCACCCACAGCGCCUGUGCCCAGAAAACCAAACUACUCUGGUACCAACUGAGCAGGGAUCACUUAUUGGAACAGAGACAGAGGCACCAAUUAAGCAGUGCCCAGUUUGUCGGAUCUACAUUGAGAGGAACGAGGGCUGUGCCCAGAUGAUGUGCAAGAACUGCAAACACACAUUUUGCUGGUACUGUCUACAGAACUUGGAUAAUGACAUCUUCUUAAGACAUUACGACAAAGGCCCUUGCAGAAACAAGCUAGGCCACUCACGUGCUUCGGUGAUGUGGAACAGGACGCAGGUUGUAGGGAUCCUCGUUGGACUAGGUAUCAUAGCAUUGGUGACCUCUCCCUUGCUGCUUGUGGCAUCUCCAUGCAUCAUCUGCUGCAUUUGCAAAUCUUGCCGAAGCAAAAAGAAAAAACACAGUCUGCCAGCAACCUAACUCUGUGUCUGUUUGAGCCUCUGUCUGUACAGCAUAUGUUUGUGAGAAAGCACAAUGGUUGUAUUUUGGUGCCAUACCUACCAAAUAAUGCUCCCUUUUUUUUUUGCCAAUUCUUGGGAUAAGUGCCUAUUCUCUACAGGCUACUCUAUCACUUACAAGUUGCAGUGUGGAAAAAAUCUAGAUAAUAGUGCAGUACAUAUGGUAUAGGUUUUUUGCUUUCUAAAAGAAAAACAGGACGCCGAUCGGUAGUUCAUACCCUUACGUAUGAGCCAGCUCUUGAGAUUGCUAGAAGAUUGCCAUCUUCCAUCAGCUGCAUGAAUUGAUCCUGCAGUAUCAUUCUGCCUUUGCAGACCCAGCUGUUACUGUCAUGCUUUCUGUUGGUUCUUGGUGACCAGUCGGAUUUCUCAGAAAGUUUUGGGUAUUUUAUAACAGGGAGAGGGAAAAGCUUGAUAAGGGUCUUCUGCCUGCUAGCUUGUGUCCCAUUAGAGGUAAAAAACUGUUAAGAAAAUAUAUUGACAGUUUCCUGUCAACUGGCUGCCAUGGCAUUUCUUUCAGCAUUGAAAUCAAUGGGAUUCAUACUACUGAUCUCAAUUACAGAAGUAAAAACCAACAAAACUAUUUGUAAGACAGAGCUCUCUCUUAAGAGACUGGACUAGCUUGGGAAAGUAGGUGCUUAUUUCAGAUCAAACGUGAUGUACCUACCUUGAAAUACAAGGACUAAGCAUAUUUCCCUGCUCUUGGGCAUGCCUUUUGUCAGUAACACGUGUGUAGUAAAGUCACCAGGAAUCUGGUGUUCUAGGAAAGGCUCCUAUUUUGUGCAGUACUGGGAUCUUGGCUGUGCGUUUAUACAGUGACCUCAUGUGUGGAUAUACUGAGUAUAUAAUGCACAAUUUAUUUUCCAGGUGGUCAGUAUAUUUUUCCAGCAGUUUACAUGGGGUAGCAGCAAGAACCCUGUAAAAUGCUACUCAGAACAGGUUAAGCCAAGACCCUCUCUUGAAUGUUACGGACCUGCUGAAGUGAAUACUUGAGAAAUGCUGUGUAAAUGUAGGCUCCAUCCAUUGGUGAUUAAUUCUUCUUUCCCACUCAAGGUUAACAAACUUUGUUACAGCUCAUUUUUAGUUACUCUCAAUAUGAAAGCCUGUCAUUUAAUACACCCUUCAUUUUCAUUUGGUGCCUCACCAUUAAACUGAUUUAGACCCUGUUAUCAGUUACACCUGUAUAAAUUCACUGAAACCUCCCUGAAGAGCUGGAGUUACUUUAGGCUCACCCAGGAGAAGCUGAGUUCAGACUCUGCUCUGUGCAUUUGUUUCCUUAAUGGCUGGUGAUCCUCAAAACCCUGGCCAGCUUUUGUUCUGGACUUGCAGUGCAUUUUAUAUCUGUGGGAACUGAUACGAGUUUGCACUAUUUAAUCAGUUUUAAUUCCAACCCGCUUGCAGUAAGGGCUGCAAGUUUUAAAUGGGAUGCUCAACAUGAGCAUCAUGUCAGGCUUUUCCUCCUCAGGCCCUACCCUCCUCCAUGCACGCAAUUUGAAGCACCAGAAGAAUGCUGCAAAGAACGUUUUUUCUGUUGCGUUUGGCUGAGCCUCAGGAACUUUGCCUUCUUGGCAGCCAUAAAUGUGACCUUUUUUGUUUAACUUCCCCCUCUGUUGACUGUAACAGAAGUGGUAGAUUUUCUUAUUUUAAGAAAGCGUAGUCUGUUGAGCAGACUAGCAGGGACAAAGGCCUUAAAUGAUGUUGUCUGUUUUACUUUUUAAUCGAUUUCUCUUACAAAUGCUAUCUGACUUCGCUACUAGUCGUGACUGGAGGGCAGGCAGCGCUCGCCAAUUUGAAAGGCUAUAUUUAUUCUCCAUCCACGGCUUCUAAGGGAAGCAGAAAGGUAGUCAGUACAUUUUAAAUGCAGAGUGCAAUGCAGACAACUACAAUUUAUAAUAAGUAGAGAAUGUUUUCUGUAUGCGUUUUCUUGCACAGCAGUAAUGGUUGUGCUUGGGGGCACUUGUGACAGAUCAAGGUAUCUAGCCCUCGGCUUUAUACUAUUUUUCUACCUACAUUUUUAUGGCCCUACUGCCAUUUCCAGCUUAUUGAGGAACUUGCAGUUGAGAGUCUUACUUUAAGGAAGCCUCAAGGACAAAGAUACAGGAGCUGUAUGGUCUCUUUAACCAUAACCAGCAAGUAAUAAUACCCUUUGCAUGUUAAACUUCUUUUUUUUUUUUUUUCUUCAUGUUUUGUGGUCUUCAACACACCUUCUGCAGGCCCAGUUUCUUUCUUUGUCACCUUCCUCUUUCAUUUGUAGUUUUUGCUAAAAUGCCCAAUGGAAUGAAGGUGUCUCGUGGUGUCUCAAAACAAAUUCCACCUUGUUUAGUUCUUUAAAUGCUGUCUGAAGUUAAUGUAGCUCUCUCCAGAAAAUAGCAAUUUGUUUCAGUGGUUUGAAGGAUAAUGUUUUAUAAAAGCAGUGCAUGCGUGCAUAGCUACAAACUCUGUGAAAGCAACACUUUUCUGUCUGUUUUUAUUAACUUCUCAGUUUGAGUGCAGCAUAACUUCUUUCAAAGACUAAUAUCUACGGAGCAGAAGGAAGAUGUGCCGUUUCUGUGCGCACUUUGUAUUGCUUGUGCCAGUUUAGGUGUCUGAUGGGUGUACCAGAAGCAGUAGAAGUUUAGUACCUGGAUGUUUGGGCAACCUAAGAGCCAGAAUGCCAAUCCAGGCAUUUAAGGAGCCUGUGUGCCCAGAUAUUAGCAUGGGGGUCUUUACCCAAAAGCUGGAUAAAGAAGCAUGAACUACAGGCACUCCUUCCUUUGGCUGUGUAGAUGCAGCAAUUAGAUCAAGAAGGAAGCUCCAGAACUACUUUAGAGCUUAAACUCGAAAUCUUAGGAGGAUUAACUUAUUUAGAUGCCUGAGCAUGUGCUUGAACUAGACUGUGACCUGGCCUAGCUCAUAAGGAUGCACUAACUCUGCUGGGUAGAGCUGUACCUGUGCUGAAGUGCCAGGAGCAGUAGGGUACUGUUGCCUUGUUUUCCAGCAGGCAACUAUUUUGCCCCAACUGAUCAUAGGCACGGGGUUUCCAAAGAACCAUUUUAGCAAGAAUGUUUUUACAGGGUUUACUUAUUAUUAUUAUUAUUUUUUAAAGCAACAACAACACACUCACUUUAUAAGAAAUUUAUUGCAAGCCUGGCAAAGUGCCAUGCAAAAUACGAACAGAAAUUAGGGAGGAAAAACAAACAAACAAACCAGAAAUGGGACUCUGGCUGCUUUUGACUCUUCUAAAUCAAUGUAGUUGUAAGUCCACCCUCUUGAACUCCAUCUGUGUGAUGUGGUGCAUGUUAGUAUCAGCCUUCAUCCUCACCACUCUCACCAUCCAUCCUUGUUCUCCGUUGGCAUGUGGCUGGUGUGCAGGAAGCGCCCAGGGGAGAAUUCCAGGCUUUGGCAGGGUUGGGUGCUGCGCAGGAGCUGGGGUGUGUGGCACAUGUACAACCCUCCCAGGCUCUGUUACCACUUCUCCCUGUGGCCUUUAACCACUGAGACAAACUUUGCUUUUUUUGGCUAUUAAUGUUAGAUUGACAGUGUCUACAGAUGACUCCUUUGGAGAACAAAAGUCACAACUGUCUAUUCCCUGAGUCAGAGGCGUUCAGCCCUUCAGAAUAUUGGGCUAUGGAUGUCUAAAGAUCCAGUCCUAAAAGUCUAGGAAGUGAUGGAAAUUUGGAUUUUUACUGCAGCUGGCCACAAAUCUCCGUGGCCACAUACCUCACUGUAAUUUCUCUGCAGUCAUGGCAGCCGUGUCGAAUACAGCUUGGGAUCCAACUCUGCAUCUCUUGUCCUUGUGUUACAAUGAGGGUGGGAGUACCUGCCUCCAAAACCACUUGUCAAUAAGUAAAUAUCUCUCAUGCUAGAGCAUAAGUACUCCUCUGCAGUAUUUAUCACAGAACUACGGGAGAUGGUCAAGGUGGCCUUUCAGUAACUGGUUAUUUUUUAAUGGCACAUGGGGUUACUUAUCUCAAAGGAAGGCACUAAGGGUUACAGUAACUGAUGUUUCCGCAGUGCUUUAAUGAUGCUAAAUGCUACGUAUGGUUGUCUGUCCAGUAACAUAGCAGAAAAUAAAGUCCAAAGAGAAGUUUAAAAUGUACAUAUUUUUUUACUUGAAUAAACUUAAGAGAAACUGGAUAAUAUCUUCAUAUUUGCUUGAAGAUAUGCAAGUGGACAGAAAUCAACUGUGUUUCCACAACAGGAAAAUGAAACCAGCUUUUGACUGCUCUCUUCUCUGGUACCGCAGCAGGUGGUUGUGUUGCAGUCCCUUACACUUUAAAAAUUUGAAAUCUGUUUUUCACUGUAAUCUCUGUCAGUCAUUCUUUUCCUUUCUAAUACAAAAUCCUUUUAAGAUCGUGCUUUUCAUCCCCUGUCUCAGGCCAAAGAUUUCUAGAGUGAAAUUAGUAGAUUUCUUUAUAUGAGGAUAAAAACCUUCCAACAAUUUUCUCAGAGCUUUUAUUAAGAAAUGUGAUACUUAGAUAAUGACCAAAGAUAGAAAUUUCAAACUUGGCUUGUUUAGAAAAACUCAUUGAUACUUAAGAAGUUGUCUUGGAAUCUCUAAAUAAGGACUUCUUUGUUAGAGCCCAACAGCUUUUUGAGUUUUACAAGGGAUAUGCUUCUACUGUUGAGCAGACUUUUUGGAAAUAUACUGGGAAAAAAAAUUAAAACUUACAUACAUGUUUUCAUUUUAUACAUCAAAAAAGAUUAUCUUGUAGGUCUCCAUAUUUUAGGGAUUCCACCCCCCUGGAAGCUUUCUUGGAUAUACUUAUAUGUAAGAUAAUUUAAGAAAUUCAAUAAAACAGUUUUAACAGAGUGUUCUAGUUAUAGACAGUCAAGUAAGACUUGUAAGCUAGUAAGACAUCUCCCUCAUGUGUAAGUACGUAGUAUCAGGCCCUAAUUUAUAUGGCUAGCAAUAAAGAUGUGAAAAUGUACUUCUGAAAUAAUAAGAGUUGAUUCUUCUGCAGUCUGCCAGAAGGUCAGCUUACUGCUAUGAUUAUGAAGAACUUCAGUCUAAUAUUUAUUUGUCCUCUGGUUAGUAAUGUAGUGAGAGAGUAAUGGUUUUUGCAGAACAAGAAGCCCAAAGGUCUAUUUUGUGUCACUACACUCAGUUUCUCAGAACCAAUGCAUUUUUAUAAUUUAUAAUUUAUAUAAUUCAUAUAUAAUUUAUAUUUUGUAAUUAUACCAAUUUUGAAUUUAUCAUGCGAUACAUUUAUUUUUAAUUGCAUUCAUAUGGGAAACCUUUCCUCUUCUACUUACUGUGGAGAAAGUUGUUGAGUUCCAGGCAGGGUAAAUUCCUAUGGUUUGGUGCAGUCCACAGCAAAUGUUUUGUACUGUUUUUUCAGUUACAUCAGAGUGUUUUGUUAUGAUCCCUCAAGUUAGUUCUUCGAAUCAAGCAAAUUCCUAUUGUUAAGGCAGGUAAUUUCCUAGUAACGAAUUUUAUUGACCAUCACAGUCUGGGCUAUUCAAGAUGAUGGUGGUUGACAAGGUCCACCACCUUUUUAGAGGACAUGACAUCAUUCUUUCCCCUUCUUUUUCCCCUUCUGCCUAAGAGGCUUUUUCCAUUCCUAGCUGAAAAUUAAAGACUUAAAUAAUUUGUUUGUGCCUUCUGGAUAUUCGAACAGAAGCAACAGCUUCUGGUGGCCACAUGCCAGGAGAUCCUGGACAUGUCGAAUGUGUGAUGCUACAACGUGUGUGCAAUGAGUUAGUUACAUUUCAGGAAGGUGCCUGGGCUCUUACAGCUUGCUGGGACACAUGCAGUAGAUGUGGUGCACAAGGGCCUUGGUCUGAGAGGCUUCACAAACGCUGCCAGCUGUAGGGCACGUGUGGUGUGAAGCCCAUGGGUUACUGCAAUCAUGAUGCCAGGUCACUGUGUGCGUGUGUCUCCCAGAGUUUCAUCAGGGCCACCAUCUCUAGCUUGCCCGUAACUAUAUACCUGACCCCCAAACUCCCCAAAUGCCAUAGCAAACCUCCGUUCCUUCAGUUUUCCAGGCUCUGCUACUGGUCUGUCUCAGAGAAACCGCAGUUCAGAUGAGUUAGUUGGAGUUGGCCUGGUGUAGGUGUGCAUUUUGCCUAAUACCUAUGACGAGCAGCAGAGCUGCUAUAUACCCUGACAAUACGAGCAUUGCAGGUGCCAAGUGUCACCCUGUGAGAACUCCGAAUUACCACAGUGUCACAUAUUUCUGGGGAAAAGUGCAUAAGCUCUUGCUGCUGGGAAGUCUCCUGGCUGGACACGCCGCGCUGCUUUCCAAUGCGUCGGCGUUUGAAACGAAGCCUGGGUUUGACAGGAGCAGGACACAGGACACUUCAUUGCUGUGCUGGGUGGGUGGCAUGGAAAGGAAUGGUUUUGUCUCGACAGCAGGAAGCAAAUUCCUCUUCAGAGGGCCAGCCCUUCCUGUUCAGGGGAACUGGCCUUCUGCGCUGUGCUGCACAAGGGUGAGCUCCUCUUCAGCAUCUAGAUGUCGUUUCCCUGGUACCUGUUUAAGCUUAUGUUUUGUUCAUCUGGGUUUCUUCUUUUCCUCCAGGUAAUACACUUUCUUCACCACUUUUAUCCUGGUGAAGGGCGAAAAGGGUUUGAUCUUUGUAAGAUUUGUUAAAAUAUUUUUGUGUUUAUAAGACAGCUGACGUAUAAAGAAAUAAGUGCUUUUGUAAAAUUUUGGUUGUAUGAUUCAGCAUUUAAAUAUUUUACAGAUGCAAUUUUUUGCACUCUCUCUGCGUACAUUCAUAAAAGUAUAUAUUUAUUUUCCAUCUUUGAGAUUUACUUCAUUUUUUUCUUCUGAUGUUACAAAAUGCAGUAUGUGCAACAUUAAAAAAAUUAGUGAAAAGACA
Anas platyrhynchos (mallard) is the source of this 8154-nucleotide messenger RNA. RefSeq names its product ring finger protein 144B (gene RNF144B). NCBI's taxonomy places the organism in Eukaryota, Metazoa, Chordata, Aves, Anseriformes, Anatidae. Gene Ontology annotation, biological process: protein ubiquitination. Gene Ontology annotation, molecular function: zinc ion binding; ubiquitin-protein transferase activity. The record is from RefSeq and is a predicted model, not a curated record.